CGAAGCAGCGCAACCCCGUUGCGCAUGGCUACAAAGGGCAGUGCAAAGAUUAUCGACCGCGGCUUCAGGCCGUAUCGCACAUCCAGCGUCCUGCGUUCGUCGACGACCUGGCCACGCGUACUCGACUAUGCCCGCGCCGAACAAAUUCACCUACAGCGUCGCGGCAUCCUUUAUUGGCAAGGACCGACCAUUCGACCCUUCGCAGCACGUCUUCCACUUUAAUCCAUAUCAUCGCCAGACUCUCCCGUCUUCGAAGCCUACCGCGCGGCCCGAUUCCGGUCACGACGCAUUCUUCGUCAGUCGCGUCAAUGACUCGGGUUCAACAGCUUUCGGCUUGGCUGACGGUGUUGGAGGCUGGGUUGACUCUGGGGUUGAUCCGGCGGACUUCUCGCAUGGGUUCUGCAAUUACAUGGCGGAGGCAGCGCGGGGGUACAAACCACAAGAAGGUCGAAGCCUAUCAGCACGGCAACUGAUGCAGCAAGGGUACGACGCCGUGUGUCGCGACAGGAGCCUAAAGGCGGGAGGCAGUACAGCCUGCGUUGCCAUCGCGGAUCCAAGCGGAACAAUCGACAUUGCGAACUUGGGCGACUCAGGGUUCCUGCACUUACGACUGAACGCGGUCCAUACAGUGUCCGAGCCGCAGACGCAUGCGUUCAAUACGCCAUUUCAACUCAGCCUGGUACCCCCGGCGAUGGCUGCGCGCAUGGCGAACUAUGGGGGGCAGCAGCUAUGCGAUCUGCCGCGCGAUGCCGAUGUCUCGAAACAUGACCUUCGACACGGCGACGUGAUCAUCCUAGCGACGGAUGGUGUCCUGGACAAUCUAUUUAACCAAGACAUCCUGCGCGUGGCUAGUCGCGUCAUGACAUCUACGGGUGCUUGGCAGGCAUCUGAGAAGAGCGGGAUGCGCAUCCCAGAUACAUUGAAGCGUUACACGGACGCGGUUCAGGACGAGAACGGCAAGCCAGUCACGCUACAAAGUAUGCUCGCCACAGCCCUCGUUGGCGCUGCGAAGCGAGCCAGCAUGAACACCAGAGUCGACGGGCCGUUCGCCAAGGAGGUUCGCAAAUACUAUCCCCAGGAGAACUGGAGAGGCGGCAAAGUGGACGACAUUUGCGUCGUUGUGGCCGUGGUGUCCGAGGAGGGCAACCCCAAGGCCAAGCUGUAAUGUUACCCACCAUUGUGUUUUGCAUCUAUAGAACGGGCAUUUCAUGAUCUCGAAGUAUAUACUCGGGACAUCACGGGGGAUAGGGGCAUAACGAGACGGCGUUGGGCGACCAAGACUUCAGAAGCUGGCAUAUUGGGCUAUCUGUUUAGGCGUUCUGACUUUGCAUUUCAAUAGAUGAGUUUCACAUGAUAAACGCUGUUU
Emericellopsis atlantica is the source of this 1366-nucleotide messenger RNA. RefSeq names its product 5-azacytidine resistance protein azr1. The transcript is spliced from 2 exons. Lineage: Eukaryota; Fungi; Ascomycota; Sordariomycetes; Hypocreales; Bionectriaceae. The coding region runs from base 128 to 1165 and encodes 345 amino acids. The record is from RefSeq and is a predicted model, not a curated record.